AUGGACCCCACUCUGGACACGACGCUGUCACACGUUCUCGAGCCACUCGAGGAUGCUGUGUCGGCCGUACCAGUGCCAGAUGUGUCUGUGGCGCCCCUUGCCGACGUGAUGGCACCACCGCCCGAGACACCAGUUGCACGACAACGCAAGGCGCGCAACAGCUCGACCCCAGGCUCCAAUGCCGAUUCACGACGCAGAGAAGCGAACCGCCUGGCAGCUGAGCGAUCGCGUGGACGUCAGCAGGAGAAGAUUGUCGCGCUUGAAAUGGCUGUCCAGGCGCUCGGCGACGAGAACCUCCGCCUCAAGAACGAGGUGGCGCGCCUCGAGGGACGCGAGCGCGACGAUGGAGGCUCACAGGCCGGCGCCGUUUCCAACACUAUGGGAGUGGAUCACGCCCUCACGGAAACGACCGUCGCGGCAGUCGAGGCUGCUGCUGCAGCGGCUGUGGCUGCCGCCGAACACACCCAGGCGCAACAGGACUCGCAUUCCAGAAACAUUCUCGCUGCCCUCCUUUCUGGAGCUGGCGGUACGGGAGGCAUUGAAGAUGCCCUGGGCGCUGGCCUCGAUGGUGACGCCGACGGCGAGGCCGCCAACUGGAUGCGCGGCGUCGAGAGCCUGUUCAAGGAGGCCGAGGCCAGUGGUCGUCUCGGCGAGCUCGCGGCUGUCGCGGCGGGCGAGGGAAGUGACGCUGCUCCUCACGACGCUGUUCUCGGUGAUGUGCUAGAGGACAAUCGCGCGCGUCAAUCUUCCGUGGUGCCCAUGCCAUCCCUAGGCGCAACAACGUCGGCCAUCGCUCUCGCUAUCAACAAUGAAACCGAAAAGCUCCUGCGCGACGACCUUGCCCAGACCAAGGCAGCCAUUGCGCAUGUCGAGCGCGAAAUGCUUCGUCUUCGUGGACUGCCAGUGUACGACAACGCUACCGACGGCGACCAGCCGCUUUCAUCCACCCUUCCCGAGGGCAUCAUUGGUGCUGAUGAUGCGACGGUUCGGGCGCGCGACGACGAGAUGCAGGGCGAGAUCACAAAACUCGAGUCCGAAGCCUCGGUUCUCCGCGAGGUGGUGUCGCGCAUGCGCGAUGCGCACACUGAAGAAAGCGACAAGGUCAAGGCGCUGGCUGAAGACCUCCGUGCCCUCGGCAUGGACGGUGGCGAGCGUGAGCGAGACCAAGUCUCCAUGGUCCUGAGAGCGCUCCGUGCGCAGAUCACGACCCUCAUGAGCGUACCAGGGGGCGACUUUACUGCCAACCCACUCGUGACUCCCUUCUCAUCGCCCGCGACUGCCCGUCGCCGCCGCGGCCGUCCUCCCAAGCACGGCGGGCUUCCUGCCGUCAAGUAUGUCUACUCCAAUGUUUACCCGUCGCCCUCGACGCCGGGCGGAGACGGCUCCAUGUUCUCCGAGACACCCACUGCUCGGCCAGUUCGCUCAACACGCAAGAGCGGUCUCGCGCAUGAAAUCCUUGCACAAGAAGCCGUUAUCGAAGCCGGCCCCAGCACCGAGAUCGAUGUUGGGGCCAGCUCCCAGGCUGCCCACGCCCACGCCCACGACGACUACCUGUUGAGCCACCUGACCGAGGCCGCCGAUGGCAGGGGCGAUGGCCAAAUCCCCCUCGACUCGUCGUCAUUUGCCGCCUUCCUCCCCCAGUCUCCCACCGAUGCCGCCCACGCGCACGAGCAGCUCGAGUCAACACUGGCGGCGGCCGCACAGGCAGAGGAAACUGUCGCGCAGGCAAUCUCCGAGACGCCCAACAUUCUCUCCCGCCUGAAGCGUGGUCCCCCUGGCAGCUGUGACAUUUGCGGACGCACCCAGACCAGUGUCUGGCGCAAGCUUUCGCUCGGUGGCGAAGACCACAAAGUGUGCAACGCGUGUGGGCUGUACCACACCAAGUUUGGCAUCAUCCGUCCGCCCGAGCUGUGGGGAGACGGCAAGAGCGUCAAGAAGCGCAAGGCGUCGGCGCGCACGUCAACCGCGGGCUACGACUCGCCCAACGGUGCCAAGCGCAAGCGCAAGUCUGCCAAGUUUGGCAACCCGUACGACGAGCACGAGCUUGCGGCGGCCGCUGGUGGUAUGGUGGAUGGCGGUGACAUGGGUGCAGUCGUACCCGGUGCAGAGGCCUCCGACCCGCAGAGCCUGGGAGAUGUGGGCCGUGCGGUGGAGAACAUGUUCGCGUCAGUCGUGUGA
Messenger RNA from Apiotrichum porosum, 2178 nucleotides. RefSeq lists its product as uncharacterized. Gene Ontology annotation, molecular function: DNA-binding transcription factor activity; sequence-specific DNA binding; zinc ion binding. Gene Ontology annotation, biological process: regulation of DNA-templated transcription. NCBI's taxonomy places the organism in Eukaryota, Fungi, Basidiomycota, Tremellomycetes, Trichosporonales, Trichosporonaceae. Bases 1 to 2178 code for a protein of 725 amino acids. The record is from RefSeq and is a predicted model, not a curated record. The transcript is spliced from 4 exons.